This is a messenger RNA of Magallana angulata, 6436 nucleotides long. Its product is annotated as ADP-ribosylation factor-like protein 6-interacting protein 1. Bases 34 to 651 code for a protein of 205 amino acids. The record is from RefSeq and is a predicted model, not a curated record. Lineage: Eukaryota; Metazoa; Mollusca; Bivalvia; Ostreida; Ostreidae. The transcript has 6 exons.
GUGGCCAGAAACUGGUUCUUAACACUGUUAAAAAUGGAGAACGAAAUUAUUAAUCCAGAAACUGAGAAUCCAAGUUAUAAUCUGCAACAGAUUAAAAGGGAUUUAGAGGGCUGGAGGGAAGUUCUGCUGCCACUAAAUGGACUUUUGCACUGGGAAAAACCGUAUUAUCCUGCCAUCAUAGUUGGAGUCAAUACCUUUAUUUUUUCUCUGAUAUGGUACUUUGAUCCCUCAGUCCUUACAACCUUCGCUCUAAUAGGACUAGCUGUCAGCCUGAUCGAUUUCCUGGUACCCAUAAUUGGACCAAGUGUUGUCACCGCUAAAUGGACCAGAAAACAAGAGGAGCAAUACCAGGAAAUCUGCUGCCGCAUUAUGAAUGCCAAGACUCAUUUCGCUAAUGCCAAGACCACCAUGAGUUCACUGAAGGCAGAAAAACCAAAAAUUUAUUUCCUAAUCGUCAUGGGAACCUUGGUUGCUAUGGCUUGGCUUGGCAGUCGGAUGGACAACCUUUGUAUGACCUAUUUCCUGGUGAACUUGAUUCUGCUGAUCCCAGGGAUAAGACAGCAUGCCGUUCUCCAGAAAUACCUGGCCCGAUUUCUGAACGUCUGCAAAUCCCUCGUCGGAAAAGGACCCAAGAAAAUGAAAUCAAGCUAGACACAGCAAACAGUUAAGGAGAAUGCAAUACCAGCAUAGUGUCUACGAGUGUAAACUAACCUGUAGAUUUUUUUUCCUUCUCUAAAUGGUGCCAUUAUGAUUAUUCCGGGCUGUGUUUUUGCUUCCUAGACCGUAUGAAAUAACUUCCUUGAAGUCAAAUAUUGUUAAAAGCAUUGAAGCAUAUUACAUGUAUAGUAUUUUAUUACUUUCUUUUAUCAAUAUUUUUUCUUGUUUAUGAUUUGUAAUUGUUGCAUAAUCAUAUGAAAUUUAUUUCUUUGUGUCCAUUAUUUGCUUGUCCAGAAAAUUAUUUGUAUUACUGGUAGUAUGAAAUCCAGGCAGUUAUGAUUUUUUUUGUCAUUACUCAUACAUGUGCCCAAAUCAUCAGAGAACUGAGGUUUUGAUGGAAAAACUUUCUUUGUCUUCCUGUUGAGUGAUGUAAAUGGCACAUUAACAUCGUUUCUAGUUUAAACAAUAUUGUAUUGCGAAAUGAAAUAGAAUUGGACAGCAGGCAUCGUUUCUGACUUCUUGUAAAAAAUUAUAAAGGAAAUUGAAAAAAUUUGUUCAGCAAAUCUUUUGAAGAAGAAUCUACCUGUAAGUAACAGCAUCUUGCCAACAAUUACUGUACCUUUUUUUAGCCGUUUUCAGAAAUGUGAAGAGGCAAUCCCACAAUACAGUCCGUAUGGAGUUUUUAGUUUUUGUUUAGUGUUAUUUAUAUAUAAUUGUGUUGUUAUUGAUUACUUUAGAUGACUAUUUCUGUUAUUGUUAUUUUUUUUUCUCGUACAGUUUUGUUGUCAUGGAUACUCGUAAUAUUCAUCCCCAUCAGCAUGGUUUUUCAUAUUUGUGCAUGUUUUCAAAACCCCAAAAUAUGAUUUUUUUGUUGAUUGUAAGAAAAAAUGGCUAUCAGGACAUGUCAGUGUCUGAAAAUUCAAGUAAAAUUUCAUUUUUCACUUAAAAAUUUUUAAACCUUAAGAAUUAUGGUAAUGGAAAUAUAAUUUCAGCAAUAGAAUUGGACAUAGUUGCAAACUACAUUGUAAAUUUGUUUUUAGCUCACCUGAACCGAAGGUUCAAGUGAGCUUUUCUGAUCACCCGUUGUCCGUCGUCCGUCCGUCCGUCCGUCCGUCUGUCCGUCCGUCUGUAAACUUUUCACAUUUUCAACUUCUUCUCAAAAACCACUGGGCCAAAUUUAACCAAAUUUGGUACAAAGCAUCCUUAUGGAAAGGGGGUUAUAAAUUGUUAAAAGAAAGGGCACAGCCCUUUUCAAAAGGGAGAUAAUUGCGAAACAGUAAGUUUAGGGUGCAUGUCUUUAAAAAUCUUCUUCUCAAGAACCACGGCACCAGAAAUGCCAAUAUUUACAUAAAAGCUUGUAUAUAUAGUGAAGAUUCUAAAUUGUAAAAAUCGUGACCCUCGGACCAAAACUGGGGCCCCAGGCGGGGUUCAAAGUUUAACAUAGAAAUACAUAGGAAAAUGUUUAAAAAAUCUUCUUCUCAAGAACCACUGCACCAGAAAUGCCAAUAUUUACACAAAAGCUUGUAUAUAUAGUGAAGAUUCUAAAUUGUAAAAAUCGUGACCCUCGGACCAAAACUGGGGCCCCAGGCGGGGUUCAAAGUUUAACAUAGAACAACAUAUGGAAAAUGUUUAAAAAAUGUUCUUCUCAAGAACCACUGCACCAGAAAUGCCAAUAUUUACACAAAAACUUGUAUAUAUAGUGAAGAUUCUAAAUUGUAAAAAUGGUGACCCUCGGACCAAAACCGGGGCCCCAGGCGGGGUUCAAAGUUUAACAUAGAAAUACAUAGGAAAAUUUUUUAAAAAUCUUCUUCUCAAGAACCACGGCACCAGAAAUGCCAAUAUUUACACAAAAGCUUGUAUACAUAGUGAAGAUUCUAAAUUGUAAAAAUCAUGAUCCUCGGACCAAAACUGGGGCCCCAGGCGGGGUUCAAAGUUUAACAUAGAAAUACAUAGGAAAAUGUUUAAAAAUCUUCUUCUCAAGAACCACUGCACCAGAAAUGCCAAUAUUUACACAAAAGCUUGUAUAUAUAGUGAAGAUUUUAAAUUGUAAAAAUCGUGCCCCUCGGACCAAGACUGGGGCCCCAGGCGGGGUUCAAAGUUUAACAUAGAACUACAUAUGAAAAAUGUUUAAAAAUUUUCUUCUCAAGAACCACUGCACCAGAAAUGCCAAUAUUUACACAAAAGCUUGUAUGUAUAAUGAAGAUUCUAAAUUGUAGAAAUCGUGACCCUCGGACCAAGACUGGGGCCCCAGGCGGGGUUCAAAGUUUAACAUAGAACUACAUAUGAAAAAUGUUUAAAAAUUUUCUUCUCAAGAACCACUUCACCAAAAAUGCCAAUACAUACACAAAAGGUUGUAUACAUAGUGAAGAUUGUAAAAAUCGUGACCCCCGAACAAAAAGUGGGGCCCCAGUAGGGGUUUAGAUUUUAACAUAUGUAGGAAAAUGUUUUAAAAUCUUCUUCUCAAGAACUAUAGUGCAACUGUUUGGGAUAUUACUAUGCAUACAUGUACAUCCUUAAAUAAUGUAGAUUCAAAAAAUUGUAACUCCCAGACAAUUGAUGGGCACCAAGAGGGGUUCAAAAUUUAAACAUUUUAAAAAACAUAAAGGAAAAGUUUAAAAAUGUUCUUCUCAAGAACUACAAUGUUUUAGUUUGUGGAAUUUCUAUGCAUGCAUCCUUCGCUUAUGUAGAUUCCUAAUUGGUAAAAUCGUGACCCCCGAACAAAUACUGGGGCCCCAAGAUGGGGUCAAAAUUUAUUAAAGAAAUAUAAAGGUAACAUGUUAAAAAAUCUUCUUCUCGAGAACUACAAUGCUUCAAUUUGUGAGAUUACUAUCAUGCAUACAACCUUGGAUAAUGAAGGUUCGACAGUUUUAAAAUAGUGACCCCUGGACUAAUACUAGAGACCCAAGAUGGGUUUAAAGUUAAAUGUAGAAGUACCGGUAUAUAUGGAAAAUGUUUAAAAAUCUUCUUUUCGAGAACUACAAUGCAUCAAUUUGUCAGAUAACUACGUCAGCACCCUCAAAUAGUGUAGAUUCGAAAUUAUAAAAGCCGUGAUCUCAAUCUAAUACUGGGGCCCCAAGAGGUGUUCAAAGUUUAGCAUAGAAAUAUAGAGGGAAAAUGUUGAAAAAUCUUUUUCUAGGGAACUAUAAUGCUUCAGCUUGUGAGAUAACUAGGCAAGCAUCCUUAAAUAAUGUAGAUUCCAAAUAAUUAAAACUUUAGCACUGGACUAAUACUGUGGCCCCAAGAGGGGUUCAAAGUUUAACAUAGAAAGAUAUAUUGAAAAUGUUUUUAAAAAGUUUUUCUCGAGAACUAUAAUGCUACAGUUUGUGAGAUUACUAUGCAAGGAUCCUCAAAUUGUGUAAACUCUAAUGUAGUGGAACCAAGAGUUAUCUUUCUUGUGUUCUGUACAGUCUGAGAGUUAUUCCUCUUGAAGUGGAAUGUUAUGUUCAGUUUUUCAGGUUGUGUACGUGCGGUCCCACCGCAGUGCUUCACAUUUUCAUUCCUAUGUUACUAUUUAUGUUGUUCAAGCCAACCAUAAACCUCGGAUCAUAACUGGGUCCCCAGAAAGGGGUUCAAUGUUUAAAAUAGAAAAAGCAUAAUUAUGCUACGAAAUGUAAUGUUACAAGGAACUGCUGUUCAGGUGAGCGAUGUGGCCCAUGGGCCUCUUGUUUUUUAAAUCCAUUCUGUUAGUUAAAAUUGAUUGAGAUUAUUUAUACAGUAAAACUUGUUUAGUACGAACACAGAUAUAGCGAAUUCUCGGAUACAGCGAAUAAAUUCUUAACAAACCUUUGCAAAAUUUUACGGUUAUAACGAAUUCGGAUUACGGAUAUAGCGAACUGAUUUUGAGUCCUUUUGAAGUUAAUAAUAACGAAAUUUAACACUUUUAUAACGAGUUUCUUUAAUAGCACCAAGUGCUCAAACUUUAAUAAAGUUUGCACUACUAUUUUACAUAAUAUUUUGAAUAAAUUUCUUUUCAUAUAAAUAUUUCGACUCCUAAUCCGAUCAUUAUAGGUAUCAAAGUAAUAUAUUUUUAUUCUAAGCCUUUAUUAGUAAAAAUUACAGUCUGGUGAAAGAAAACAUGUAUAUAGUGAAUUCGCCAUAGCUAUUAUUAUGGAUUCGUUAUACGGAUAUAACGAAUUACAGAUAUAAUGAAGUAAAUGAAUUGGUCCCUUGGACUUCGCUAUAACCGAGUUUUACUGUACAGUAGGUUGUUAAAAAUAUAAAUGUGAAAAAUGGUUUAUUCUUUUUACAUGUAAUAUUGCUGAAUUCAUCUUUAGUGUGCCAGUACAGUGUAUGUAGAAAAUCUGACAAAACAAGCAUACAGUAAAUGAGACGAAUUAAUAUUAUCGUUAAAUCUUGAGAAUCACAUCUCGCAGAUUUUAAAAUCACGCCUUACUUUUUCUGACAGACCUACACUAAAGGAACUAUGAUAAAAAUUUGGCGUUAAUGAUUUUAUAUAUCUGCAUUUUAUUGGAAAUAGGUUUAAUUGGGGAAUUAAGUACUCGCAUAAAACAAGGAAUCUACAGCAUACUGAGUAUGUAUAGGAAUAAUGAAGUGGGAUUAUAUGUUAUUCCUUUCAUAAUUCAUAAAUUCAUAGAAUGAAAGAGAACCACUCAGAGGCAUUGGCCAAGGGAGCAAGAUUUUGUUGCAAAGUAAUGAACAAAUUUAAAUGCUUUUAUGAAUUUUGUUACAAAGAUAUUAUUAAAUGUUGAGUAUGCACUUUUUUUUAGUGCCAUUUGAUAUGCAAAGUGCUUUGUAGAGACCAAAUGCAAUGUAAUGUGUUUUGAAUAUAAUCUUUCAGGGAUAUUGUACAUAUAAUAACCCAAAUCAACUGUUGUUGUCGUGUAUUGGUACCAAUGUAAUAACUGUACUAACAUGUAUGUAGAGUUUUCUUCUGUAGUAGCACUAGUAGGAGCUAAAUAGAUCUCAUGUGCCUUGAUAAGAAAAAGGCUCAAUAAAAGAAAAAAACAAGAUUUGAGAUAUAUACAUGUAGCAGGUACUGUGGACUCAUUAGAAUUCAUGGUGGCUCGAUUUUUGUAGAAUUCGUGGGAACCUCUCAUCCAGGAAUUGAAUUCAUCCACAAAUUAAUUAUUGUUAUAAAGUCAUAUUUCUCAUGUAGGUAGGCUUAUAAAAUAAUACAUGAAAUAACAUCCCAAUGAACCUGUAAAAUAAGCAAUCCAUGAAAAUUGGCCCCCAUGAAUUUUAAUGAUUCCACAGUAUGUGUACUUGCAGAUUUAUACAAAUGUAAUGAUGGCUGAAAUAUUCCAUUUAAAAAAAAUCUUUAAAAAAAUUUCAAAGGUAUGAAUUCAGUGGAAGUAUAUAUUGGAUUGUUCAGAAACAAGGCCUGUAAUAUGCAUAUUAAUGUAGGUGGAAGAGAGGCUUGUCAACAAUGGUGUCAGACUGUCAGUUCAUGAUUUUGUUUUCAAUGCAGAAUGUUGGGACAUCUUUUUUUUUAAUGAAAAUCUAGAUUCCUAACAAACCUUUCAGGACUUGCACACAUGUCCAAUUUCUAGUCAUUCAAAUUCUGGAUGAAAAAUAAGAGUUUUCUGACAAGUUUUCUCUUCGUGAAAUUAAGGGUAUAUAAAAGUGUUGUUUAUUGUAAUUGGUCAUACAUAUGUAUUUGUACAUGUAAUAAGAAUGUGUUCAUUGUUGUUUAGAUAUCAUAUGUAGCUGUGUUUUCAAUGUGUAUGAGCUUUUUUUACUUGCCUAUUUGUCCAUUUAGUAAUAUAAUCUAAAUCUUUGCAGCAUUCACUGUCAAUAAAAAAGACCUCCAAUACAGAGA